AUGGUAUCUACACCCGUAAAAUCCUCUACCGAUGGUCUCAAGACCAGGUCGUCGGCGCGCAAGAAGACUACAUCAUCAACAUCAGCAACCGAACUUGCAUCGCAUUUGGCCGACGAGUAUUCCGCAACGAGUACUCCAACUCGAAGAAGUGCAAGAUUAAAUCCUAGCUCGAAAAUAUUCACACCUAAUGGUCAUUCGCCUGCUGCUACCGACAAGCAUGAAGUCGAGAGUAGCAAUGACAUGAGUGGCAGUAACAAUCACGUCUCAGAUGCAGUAUUAACAAACAGGAAGAAGGAUAGUGCAUUUGAUCAAAAGAUUAUUGUAGAGUUUGGAGGCACACCAGGCGUGAUAGGCAUCAUGCUAGGCUUUACAGCCCUAAUGUACUAUUUCUGGAUUUGUCUAGAGUAUUAUAACGGAGCCAUGGCACAUCCAUCUUCACUCGAUGACAUUGUGCCGUUCCUACAACGUAUGGGACACCAUGUCGUAAAGGGCGCUCCACCUACUGUAUUCUCAGUCAGUGUCUAUGUCGGGUAUAUCUUGUUCUCGGCCUUCUUGUCAAUGACGAUGCCGGGUCCGAUUGUGAAGGGGUUGCCGGUACCGUCGUUGGGUUAUAAGCAGUUGGAUUAUCUGUGUAAUGGGGUUAGUUCGUUUUAUGUUACGCUAGUUACGAGUGCCGUGCUUCAUUACUACAGAAUCCUGCCCCUCGGCUCAAUCAUAGACAACAUUGGAUCCAUCAUGACAGUCGCGAUCAUAUCAGGCUGGACUGCAUCUCUCCUAAUCUACAUUUCAGCAUUCGUAACAAAAACCACUCAUCGAAUGUCUGGCAACCCAUUCUACGAUUUUUUCAUGGGCGCUGUGUUAAACCCCCGUAUUGGAAAUUUGGAUUUGAAAAUGUGGGCUGAAAUACGCGUGCCCUGGAUUAUACUGUUUUAUGUGUCGGUGUCGGCUGCUGUCAAGCACUAUGAAGAGACGGGUGUUGUGGGUCCGAAUCUGUGGUUUAUGGUAUUGGCACACUUUUUGUAUGUGAAUGCGUGUAUGAAGGGGGAGGAGUGUAUUCCGACUACCUGGGAUAUCUUUUAUGAAAAGUUUGGAUUCAUGCUGUGCUUUUGGAAUUUGGCUGGUGUCCCAUUCUCAUACUGCUACUCAACCAUGUACUUGUUAAAAACUACACCUGGACAAAAUCUUAGCUGGUCGACACCAUAUCUGAUCUUUGUCUACACCCUCCUUGUUUCUGGUUAUUACAUGUGGGAUACUGCAAACUCUCAAAAGAACCGAUUCCGAAUGCAAAUUGCUGGUACAUACAUCCCACGAUGGACGUUUCCUCAGUUGCCAUGGGGUACUUUGGUUAACCCAACAUAUAUCAAGACGAAACAUGGAUCGUUGCUUUUGACUUCAGGUUGGUAUGGCAUCGCACGAAAGAUUCACUACACUGCUGAUUUGAUGAUGGCUCUAUCUUGGGGGCUGAUUACUGGUUUUGGCUCCUUCUUACCAUACUUUUAUGUCUGCUUCUUUACAACCGUGCUCGUCCAUCGAGUGACACGAGACAUGGAACGAUGUGCUAAAAAGUAUGGUCAGGACUGGGAAGACUACACUACUCUGGUUCCAUGGAUUUUCAUUCCUGGUAUAUUCUGA
Molecule: messenger RNA, 1632 nt
Organism: Synchytrium microbalum
Lineage: Eukaryota; Fungi; Chytridiomycota; Chytridiomycetes; Synchytriales; Synchytriaceae
Exons: 9
Coding region: 1-1632 (543 amino acids)
Biological process (GO): ergosterol biosynthetic process
Cellular component (GO): endoplasmic reticulum membrane
Molecular function (GO): Delta24(24-1) sterol reductase activity
Source: RefSeq, a predicted model, not a curated record